Molecule: messenger RNA, 480 nt
Organism: Plasmodium cynomolgi strain B
Lineage: Eukaryota; Apicomplexa; Aconoidasida; Haemosporida; Plasmodiidae
Exons: 3
Coding region: 1-480 (159 amino acids)
Biological process (GO): proteasome assembly
Source: RefSeq, a predicted model, not a curated record
AUGAUCCAAGUGAACCAAACGAACGAAACGAACAAUGGUUGCUGGGGAAUGUCGGAGGACGUCGGGACAAGCGCGGAGGAUGCCCCACUGAAGGAACGACGCAGCGAGGACAUGCCCAACUCCAUUCACAGAUAUGAGAGAGUUUACAUGAGCUACCUCCACUUACAAUUUUGCGUCCUCGACUUUAAGGAUAGCAUGUUUAUUUCGGUGACGGACGAACGUAACCAGUUAACAGAUCUGCAGGCAUCCUACCCACUGAAAUAUGUGGAUGCGGACAACACGGCGUGUCUGGUGGGGGAGCCCCACUCGCACGGGAACGACGUGGCUCGCCUGCUAGGCAUGAAAUUUAAAAUCCCCUUCUACGUGAGUGUGAAUGUGGACGAAGGAGACGAGGGCCUGACCAACUUUAUUUUCUCCACAUGUCUGGAGAUACUGAAGCCGCUGUUCAGUGAGAGCAGAGGCGGCCCUGCAGAGAGGUGA